AUACCACCACCACCAUUACCACCAUUACCACCACUACUACCAACUACUACCAACUACUAUUAUCACUAAACCACUAUUACUUUACCACUUACUUGCCACUGCUUUACCACUAACGCUAUUACCCAUUACCCAACUAUUCACUGCCACAUCUGACAACACGUUUUGUUUGCUGUCCCGUGCUUGUGAACCAUUAUCUCGACAUUCAAGACCGCGUUUUAAUACAACCAAUCCCUAGACGAAGAUAGAACGGGCGAAUUUACCUUGAUAUUCUCUGCCGUCUACGACGAGCGACUUUGCCAAAAUGUCGGGCAACAGAAACUACGAUUUCUUAAUCAAACUCCUUCUAAUCGGCGAUUCCGGUGUCGGUAAAUCAUGCUGCCUGCUGCGAUUUAGCGAAGACUCUUUCACGCCGUCCUUCAUCACGACCAUCGGGAUUGACUUCAAGAUUCGUACGAUCGAACUAGAUGGCAAGCGAGUAAAGCUACAGAUCUGGGAUACGGCUGGUCAAGAGCGAUUCCGGACCAUCACGACGGCUUAUUAUCGCGGCGCGAUGGGCAUCCUCUUGGUUUAUGAUGUUACGGAUCAAAGAUCCUUCGAGAAUAUUCGAACCUGGUUUGCUAACGUCGAGCAACAUGCCACUGAGGGCGUCAACAAGAUCCUCGUUGGCAACAAAUGUGACUGGGAAGAGAAGCGAGUUGUAUCGACGGAACAGGGCGAGGCAUUGGCUAAGGAGCUGGGUAUUCCUUUCCUCGAGGUUUCCGCCAAGAGCAACAUAAACAUCGACAAGGCAUUCUACAGCUUAGCCGCCGACAUCAAGAAGCGCAUCAUCGACACUUCCAAGGCCGAGCCUACACAAUCAACCGGCGUCAACGUCGCGCAGGGAGAUGGUAAUGGCGGGCUAGGAAAAUGCUGCUAAAGAACGAGCGAGAAGUAAUGGAGGAGUAGGGAGAGGGCAGCUCAGAAAGAGUUGCGGGCGAGGCGCAAUGUUGAGCUAAGCCACGAGGCUGGCAGAUUUCAUGUUAUCAAGCGAGUUAACUACCGUAGACCGAGGAUAUGAUUUAUGGAACCCAAAGAAUCCCCAAGGGAACGAAGAAUAAGGAGGUGGUGUACUGCCUGGGAAAGGGGGGGGUUUAAGUGAAUGAGGA
This is a messenger RNA of Hypoxylon fragiforme, 1145 nucleotides long. RefSeq names its product ras-domain-containing protein. The record is from RefSeq and is a predicted model, not a curated record. Gene Ontology annotation, molecular function: GTP binding; GTPase activity. Lineage: Eukaryota; Fungi; Ascomycota; Sordariomycetes; Xylariales; Hypoxylaceae. Gene Ontology annotation, biological process: protein localization to plasma membrane; protein secretion; regulation of exocytosis. The coding region runs from base 302 to 916 and encodes 204 amino acids. The transcript has 3 exons. Gene Ontology annotation, cellular component: endosome; plasma membrane.